Molecule: messenger RNA, 1716 nt
Organism: Funneliformis caledonium
Lineage: Eukaryota; Fungi; Glomeromycota; Glomeromycetes; Glomerales; Glomeraceae
Source: the annotation of a GenBank genome assembly
AUGUCAAUUGAAGGUAUUCGAAUUAUUCAUGUAGAGAAAAGUGGAUGGUGUAAUGUUAGAAUGGGAGGAAAUCGUUGGGGCGUAUUAUUCGUAAGAGCGAUCCCUCUUUGGUUUAUUUCAAUUCCCGGAGCAUCGAUAGCAUGUGCCGCCAUUCUUCCUUCUGCAAAGACAAUUAUAUCUCGCAAUAAGAAUCGGGAAUCUCGAAGUCAAUCCACAAUGUCUUCACGGAAUCGUACCUCCAAGGAAUGCUCAAAUGAAAUUGAACCUCGCCCAAAUUCACCAACAUCUGCAACAUCUCCGGCUCCGGACGGUCCUCCAUCUGAUUUAUCGCCGUCGACAUUUCAAAGUGUACCAUAUAGUAUAUAUGGUUUAUUUCGAUUCUUUGAUCAUUGGAAGGGAAAUAACAUUUUAAAUAAGGAAGAUACGAUACUUUCAGAUUAUGUAACAGCUGGAAUUUGUAUGGCAACAUUAAUAUUAGUAUUUAUCAUAUUUGCGACCAAUGACCCAUCUAUAAAGCAAUAUAAGCAAGCAUAUUUUGCUAAUAGUUUUAGUAUUUUCAGGCGAAAAAAAGAUUCAAUUCAUGUAGAUAUAGUCAGGAAUGUAGAAGCAAACGUGACAAAGGAGUCUAGAGAAAGUAUUACCUCAAGAACAGUUUUACCAGAAGAAAAUAAUAUUUCUUCAAAUGAAGCACAAGAAAAUAUAGCGGUUGUGGUUUCAAGUAAAAAUAGUAUAACAUCAAAACAUAAGAAAAGGUGGUCAAUCUUGACUGCUUCACAAGAAAGUUUGGUUGAAUCAGAAAGAGCGGGGAAAAAACGUCGAUCAACCGAGGGCACAUUAACAUUUAAUAUAGAUGAAAAUUCAUCUCCAUUGUUUAAACAAAAAACAAAUCUACAUACUCAUAAUUCGUCAAUGUCUUCAACAUCAAUUUAUUCGUCAGCUACCGCUAUAGCGAUAGAACCUUCUGAAACUUUAUCACCACAAAGUAAUAAUGAUCCACCUGAUAAACCAACAGCUAUUCCAAUUUUGGGAGGACUUUCUCCUGCACCAAGACGGAAUUCACCCCAUUUUAAUCCAUUAAGAGAUUAUGAAGUUAAAGAUGAUGAUGUUACUAUGAAACGAUUGUCUUCACCACAAAUACGACAUAUUCAAACAAAUCCACGCCUAACGGCUUCCGCACCAACAUCACCAACAUUACUACAAAAUCGUUCACGUUCACCGCCUGGAUUAAAUUAUAUGAGAACAAGCAGAAUGUCAACCGAUCGUUAUAAUUCACGUAGACCUACGUCUCCAUUACGUAGGCCUUCGUCACCAAUUGCAAAUAACAGAUCAUCUGGUAGUUCUUCGACAAAUCAUGUCGCUGGUUCUCAAGGAACACCUACAAGUACGCUUGAAGAUAUGCAAGAUGAAUAUGAAGAUGAUGGAACGGAUCCCUUUCCAUCAUUACUAAAGUUAGGGAAAACCUUUAAUGAUGAUAUAGGAUCCUGGAGAUCUUCAAGUCCAUUAACACUUGGUUCAAGGUCCAUCAGAAUGAGUAAUAGUGGAACAUUUAAUUCAAGGAUAUGGGACAGACCGGACACGGAAGCUAUAAGCAUAAUAUCAUCAUCCGAAACUAUGGGUUCGCUAAGAAACUCAGGAAAUCUUUCCAGAAGCGGUAGUUUACCGAUAGUGAAUUAUGUUAAUGGUAAUAUUAGUAGGAUCGAGAGUCAAAAAAAAUGA